UCACGUGCCCACUGCCGCUGGGUUAGGGCGCAGGUAUUAGUGGUGGCGGAGGGUGGGCUCUGUAGUCCGCGGAGUCCACCGCGAGCCGUCCGGGCUGCCAGAGUCAUUGCGCCGGCAGGAUGUCCCUGGCUGCCUACUGUGUCAUCUGCUGCAGGAGGAUAGGAUCCUUUGCUCCCCGAUCAAAAAGUCACACGCCCUGGAGAAAUAUCCGAAAUAUAAUAAGAUUUACUGGAUCCCUCAUUGUAGGGGGUUCUCUAUUUAUUACAUAUGAAGUGCUGGCCCUGAAAAAGUCUUUAAUGUUGGACACUCAGGUGGUGGAACGAGAAAAAAUGAAGUCUUACAUCUAUGUGCACAAAGCUCCUGUAGACAGGUUAGACAACCGUGGGAUUGUUUGGCAGGCAAGAAAAGAACUUCACAGAGCAGUAAGAAAAAUGUUGGCGGCAGCAGCCAAGGUACUGCGGAGCCCAUUUGCUGACUCUUUCAGCACAGUUGACAUAGAAGAUCAUGACUGUGCAGUGUGGCUGCUCCUGAGGAAGAGUCGGGAGGACAAUCUAGCUGCACGGCUGGAGGCCGUGCGCGAAAUGUCAGAGGCUCACCACUGGCAUGACUACCAGUACAGGAUAAUUGCUCAAGCCUGUGACCCGAGGACCCUUAUUGGUUUGGCACGAAGCAAAGAAAGUGAUCUUCGCUUUUUUCUCCCACCCCCUCCUUUGCCUUCUUUAAAAGAAGACUCCUCCACUGAAGAGGAACUCAGGCAUUUGCUGGCUUCUUUACCUCAGACAGAGCUUGAUGAGUGUCUCCAAUACUUUACAUCCUUGGCUCUUAGUGAAAGCAGCCAGAGCCUGGCCGCACAGAAGGGAGGACUGUGGUGUUUUGGAGGAAAUGGACUGCCUUACGCGGAAAGCUUUGGAAAGGUUCCCUCAGCCACAGUGGAAAUGUUCUGUUUAGAAGCCAUAGUAAAGCAUUCGGAGAUACCCUCACACUGUGACCACAUUGAAGCAGGCGGUGGCUUGCAACUCCUGCAGAGGCUCUACCAGCUUCACAAGGACUGCCCCAAAGUACAGAGAAAUGUCAUGAGGAUCAUCGGAAACAUGGCUUUGAACGAGCAUCUUCACCCUGCUAUAGUCCACUCAGGAUGGGUAUCUCUCAUGGCAGAAGCCUUGAAGUCCAGCCACAUUAUGGAGGCUUCCCACGCUGCCAGAACCCUGGCUAACCUGGACCGAGAGACUGUGGGUGAGAAAUACCAGGACGGAGUGUACGUGCUCCAUCCCCAGUGUCGGACAAGUCAGCCCAUUAAAGCCGAUGUCCUUUUUAUUCAUGGCCUAAUGGGAGCAGCAUUUAAAACCUGGCGGCAGCACGACAGCCAGCGGGCUCUGACUGAAAGUGCUGUGGUGGAUGAAGACAGAUACACUACAUGCUGGCCCAAGACAUGGCUAGCAAAGGACUGCCCCUCACUUCGCAUCAUAUCUGUGGAGUACGACACGAGUCUCAGCGACUGGAGGGCAAGGUGCCCUAUGGAGAGAAAGUCCAUUGCAUUCAGAAGCAACGAACUUCUCAGCAAGCUCAGGGCUGCUGGUGUUGGGGAUAGGCCAAUGAUUUGGAUCUCACACAGCAUGGGAGGUCUUCUCGUCAAGAAGAUGCUGUUGGAAGCCUCUAAGAAGCCCGAACUGAGUCCUGUUAUAAACAAUACCAGAGGAAUGAUUUUUUACAGUGUCCCUCACCAUGGGUCACGUUUGGCUGAAUACUCCGUUAAUAUUCGAUAUCUUCUCUUUCCCUCACUGGAAGUCAAAGAACUCAGCAAAGACUCUCCUGCACUGAAGACGCUACAGGAUGACUUUCUGGAGUUCUCGAAAGACAAAAACUUCCAGGUGCUGAACUUUGUAGAAACACAACCGACAUUUAUCGGCAGCAUGAUUAAACUGCAUGUAGUGCCCGUGGAGUCAGCAGAUUUAGGCAUUGGGGAUCUAAUUCCUGUGGACGUCAACCACUUGAACAUUUGCAAGCCGAAGACAAAGGAUGCGUUUUUGUACCAACGUACUCUACAGUUCAUCUGCGAAACUUUAGCCAGAGAUCUUGAAAACUGACAGCUACGUUCUUCCAUUUUUUUGUGUGAAUACAGUGCGAGAAACGUGGCAUUCUCCAUCUCUUGUUAAGCUCUACGAAGUCCUGUGCACUCACUGCAUGUGGGGUGCAGGCAGCAGAGUGCAGCUCUUCACGCAAGCACUGGGAGAUGCCCGAGUACACCUGGAGGCCACAGAGGAAGGGUUACAUUGAGAAACUCCUUUGUGCUGGGCCUUGGGGUAGGGAGCAGAGCUGCUGUGGCCAGAGGGCCCGACCACCUAAGACUGUUCCAGCUCACCCAAGAGUCCUGACAGGCAAGCUAGCACACCAUGAGAAUGAAACUUGGGGAGAACAAGCUAGAACUUACAGAGGCUGUGGUUGACCUGGGUACCAUGUGCCAUGAUGUUUUACUGCCAGUUUUUAAUGUCAAUAUGCCAGUUACACAUUUGACACUUUUACAGGGGCUCCUGCGCGCCUGCUUGUAUGUGCGGGCCAGUCUCAUAUGCUUCUGGGUUUCUCACAGUGCUGAGAACAAUUGUUUUGUUUUUUUUUUUUAAGUAUUUUAAGAUAUUUUAAUUAGCUAUUGAAUAAUAUGCUCCAGAUAAGGUAAGGAUCCGGUUAUGAGCACACCUAUUUGAAGCGAUCAGGUAUGCUGACCACUCAGUAUUAAGCCUCUCAGAUUUUCUGGCUAUGUAAAGUACAGCUUCCCUUCAUGCCCCCUUAGAGGGAGGGUGGGAACUCGGGCUGAUGACCAUUGUUGUGGUUUAGUAAUAGCAUUAUUAACACGAAAGUCAGUGUGUGUGUGCGCGUGUGCAUGUGUGUGGUGCUAGGGAUCAAACUGGAAACCUUGUGCAUGCUAGCCAGGUACUCUGCCAGCAUGCUAUGUCCUCAGCCCCAAAUUUAUACAACUUUUAGUACAUUCAAAGUUACUGAUUAUCACCACUGUCCAGUUUCAGUCGAUUGUGUCAUUCCCCAAAGCAACUCUCUCAGCAGCAGGCAGUCCCCUCCUCCGACCCCAACCCCAGGAAACACUAUCGCUUUCCCUCUCUGGAGAUUGCCUAGUGAACAUUCAUAAAGUUGGUAGUGUCACCGUGUUGCUCUUAGCACAAUGGUUCUUUCUUGCAUCACUCUUCCUGCCUCUCUCUGCUUCCUCCCUGCCUUGCAGUGAGCAGUUUUGCCCAUUCUCCCAUGAUGCCCUGUCUCACACCAUGGGACCGGUGAUGAUUGACUGAAACCUUGAGCAGCAGACAUCUUUUCUCCUUGACCUCUGCUGCCCAGGUGUUUGUCAUUGAGGUGAACAUGAAUACGGUUCUGCUUUAAAACUGCAAUCUGAAAAGAGCUGUCCAGUGUAUUACUAAAUUAGUGUUAGUGUUUCUCUGACAAGACAGUCGGCAUUUCUGCUCUGUCUAUAUGAUGGAAAGGCCACGCUCCAUCACAAAGGCUUGGUGAGGUGUAGAUGAUAACAUACACUAAGGUGGCUAAUAGAGCAAGACGGAACAAAUCCAGCACUGGCGGAAUCAUCCUGAACAAAAACAUGAUUGAAACCAAUGAGCACAAGAUGAGCAAAACAGUAGCGCCUUAAAGACGGCACAGACACACAGUAGCUGCAGAAGGACCCCUCAAAGGCAAGGAACCCUCCUAUCUCACCUAUGCUGCCCUUGAAACUAGUGUGGGCAUAAUGAACAGAUGUGGUCAGGGGCAGGAACUCAAGCGUUGGCGAAGCCUGACAUUUGCUCUGCCUGAGUUCAUGUAAAUUAGAAUGUGAUGGAACAGCCUGGAACAUAAUCUGGUAUUUUAUCAUAAAUGCACAUAGAUUUCUGAAUAAUGCUGAUGAUAAUUUAUGGAUACAUUUGGAGUAUCUACAAACAAUCCACAACUAAAAAUAUUUUGGUGAAGAGAAGGCCCUUACAUUCCUGUCACAGGGUCAGAGACAGCAAGGAUGGAGUUGCUGGGAAUUUGAGUUGGGAGAUGCAUGGGAGCAAGGUUCAAGGUCUUUCUAGGGCAGAGAAACAGCUCUGAUACUGCACCAUAGACGGUGUGCCGUUAUACCUUACGGAGUACAGUGCAGGGAGUGAAGCUGAAUGUGGAGCCAGGGCCAUCGGAGGUGAUGGUGUCAGCAUGGGGUCAUUAGUUGUAGCCAUCCUAGGGCAGGACAUCUCUGGAGCUCCCUGUGGGAACAGGGAAGUGUUCGGGAGCCCUUCACUUGAAUUUCCCGUUGACCCUACCCUUACUCAGCAGACCGCUGAGCCCAUCCCCUGCCACCUUGGUAUAAAGAUCCCACAGUCCGAACAACACAGAAAUCUUACUGGCUUACCAUUUGGAAAUUACCAGUAUAUUCUUAAUCCUCAGAGACACAAUAUGAGUAACUAUGUUCUAUGAAUAAGCUUAGAAUAAACAUGGGCAGAAUUUGAAAAUACAUAGUCCCAUCUGUUUCCAUGAAAAAAUGUAUAUAAAGCAUCCUCAGAGCCCAUCUA
Mus caroli (Ryukyu mouse) is the source of this 4535-nucleotide messenger RNA. It is a transcript of the gene Serac1, whose product is annotated as serine active site containing 1. Lineage: Eukaryota; Metazoa; Chordata; Mammalia; Rodentia; Muridae. The record is from RefSeq and is a predicted model, not a curated record.